This is a messenger RNA of Hippoglossus stenolepis (Pacific halibut), 1592 nucleotides long. It is a transcript of the gene mbpa, whose product is annotated as myelin basic protein a. The record is from RefSeq and is a predicted model, not a curated record. The coding region runs from base 126 to 476 and encodes 116 amino acids. Gene Ontology annotation, biological process: myelination. Lineage: Eukaryota; Metazoa; Chordata; Actinopteri; Pleuronectiformes; Pleuronectidae. Gene Ontology annotation, cellular component: compact myelin; neuronal cell body; internode region of axon. The transcript is spliced from 7 exons. Gene Ontology annotation, molecular function: structural constituent of myelin sheath.
AAAGACGGCCCCCCGAGCGUCAGAAGGACUGCAAACGGAGCUGUGUACUGUGAGACGUGGACUUGAGACAGGAAGAGGAACGACAAUUAGACAUCAGCCAACCCACCCAACCUCAACUACACAGCAUGGCUACAGCAAGCAGCUCAGGGCAGAGCGCAUUCGGGCUCGGGAGGAAAAAGAAGAACCCUGGAGUCAUGGAUCAGAUUAGCAAAUUCUUUGGGGGAGACAAAAAGAAGAGGAGCAAGGGGUCGUUCCGGGGUCACCUGGCCUCCUCGCCCCAACAAUCCUCCUCUCGCCGCCGGACCAAUGAAAACGCUGUGGUGCAUUUCUUCAGGAGCAUUGUUUCCUCUCCUCGUCCUAAAUCCAAGUGGAGAGACGUCUUGGGCUUGGCCUCGUCGCCACGUGCCGAGAGCGCAAAGUCGCCGGUCAGGAGACGCAGAGACCAAAGCACACUGUCCAGAAUCUUCAACCUGUGAUGCUCUCACCAGAGAUCAGGAGAAACCAAGUCCCGUCCCCCCCCCAAACGCUGGAGCACCAUCUUCUAAACUCUCCGCCGAGGACCAGACCACAGACCCAAUGCCGACGGGACGAGACGAGGGAGGAGACACAGAUCAGCAGGCGGCGGACUCACAACCUCAAGAAACGUUAACUCACUAACACAAAGCUUUUUGUGAAUCUCUAGACACUGACACGGUGUAAUCUCCACUCUCUGGGGACUGUUAUCUUUAUAAUCCGACUCCUCCUGGAUAUCUUGUCAUUACAAUUUGUUUGUCAGAGGCUUAGCGAAGCUUUAACUUCAAUAUCCGACUGUAAAAAUCACCUCUUUUGAGUUUGUUGUUCUGAUGGUGCCACUGUCUGCUGUUUGGUUUUCUACUCGUCCCCUGUCGUCUGCAUUUUGUACACGAGUGACGUUUUUUUUGUAUCUCGCCGCUUCCUCGGUUCUGCUUGUGCUUGACUGACACGCAUGUCGCAGGGAAAUGCAUUUGAAACUGGAAACCUAAAAGAUAUGUUUUUAUAUAACAGCUUUGUUUGGAGUUAUUAAACAUGUACAGUUUGAUGCUGUCGAAUGAGAAGAAUAAAAAUGCCCUUUUAAAUGCACUGGUAAUAACACAAGUGUAAAUACAACUGGUCCCAUAUCGUAGCUUCAGCAUCUCAUUUAUCAUUAUUAUUAUUGUACGUUAUCUGUUUGCGUCUUAAAUUAAGUUUGAGGUUUUAAUGUUGUUUGUGUUUUAUUUUGAAAGAGGAGGUUUGUUAGAGUCGAUGGUCGGAUCGUAAGUGGCUCAGUGGUUAAAGGCAGAAGCAGCGAGAGGAGCAGGAGGAUGUUGAUUUCACAUGUUCUGAGGUAUAAUGGUCAUUUUCAGUUGUGUUCAUAAUGAAUUGGAUCACUGUUCGUGUUUGUACGCGAUGUGUUUGUGAGUUCGCUCUAACUGUGUCGUCCAAAGCUCUGUAAAGUUGUCUUUUUCUGAGGUUGUUGACAUGCGUCGCUGCUACAGGAGCAGAAAACUGAGUGUUGUGUUUCCACAUUGUGUAAAACUCUUUGGGUUUUAAAAUGUUCAACCUAACUGGAAAUAAACAUCUUUUGUCGUCUCAUA